This is a messenger RNA of Impatiens glandulifera, 1439 nucleotides long. Its product is annotated as UBP1-associated protein 2A-like. The record is from RefSeq and is a predicted model, not a curated record. Bases 29 to 1216 code for a protein of 395 amino acids. Gene Ontology annotation, molecular function: RNA binding. NCBI's taxonomy places the organism in Eukaryota, Viridiplantae, Streptophyta, Magnoliopsida, Ericales, Balsaminaceae. The transcript has 2 exons.
GAAAACAGAAACUACUGCAGUUAAAAACAUGAAUAUGGAAGAGUCUUCUGAAGAGGAGCCCCAGAACUUGACUGAGGAUGAGGAAGAAGUCAGCGAGGAGGAAGAAGAAAGCGAUGAAGAAGAAGAGGAAGAAGUCAGCGAGGAGGAAGAAGAGGAAGAAGAAAGCGACGAGGAGGAAGACGAAGAGCCUAUCCAGGAGAUUAUUGAAACUCUUGGAAAAGACCAGCUGAUUGCUCUUUUAAAGGAGUCUGUCUCAAAGUUUGUUGAUAUAAUUGGGAGCGUGCAGAGAUUGGCUGAUUUGGACCCUGCACACAGAAAGAUUUUUGUUCAUGGUCUUGACUGGGAUUCUAACAGGGAAACUCUAAUAAGGGUAUUUAGCAAGUACGGUGAGAUUGAGGAUUGUAAGCUUGUUUAUAACAUGGUAGGCAAGUUAAAGGGGUUCGGCUUCAUUCUCUUCAAGCACAGGAGUGGAGCCAGGAAGGCACUGAAACAUCCACGGAAGAAAAUUUGUAAUCGAUUGACCUCUUGCCAUUUGGCAUCAGCUGGAUCUGUUCCUGCUCCUCCUCCUCCUCCUGUAGAUCCACCAGUGUCGGAGUAUACGCAGAGAAAGAUUUUCGUAAGCAAUGUGUCUGCUAACAUUGACCCACAAAAACUAACCGAGUUCUUUUCUAGAUAUGGGGAGAUUGAAGAGGGGCCUCUCGGAUUAGAUAAACAUACUGGGAAAUUUAAAGGUUUCUGUCUUUUUGUGUACAAGAGCAUGGAGAGUUCUAGAAAAGCAUUGGAACAGCCUUAUAAGAGCUUUGGAGGGAAGACAUUGAACUGCCAGAAGGCAAUUGAUGGCCCCAAACCAAAGUUUCCUUAUCAGCAGUAUCAUAAUCAGCAUCUUUCUUCCAAAUACACAUCUGGCAACCUCAUUGCACCUUUCGGACCUGCUCUUGGAUUUAACCCAGCUGUUGCAGCUCCAGCUCUGGGUCCUUCAAAUAGACAGGCAUUGACUGCUCUUCUCACCUCGCAAGGAGCUGGUUUAGGGGCAACAAUGAAUCAGGGCAUGCCGCCAAUGACGAACAAUCCUGGUUAUGGGAACCAGGUUGGAGCCAGCUAUGGUGGUAGUCAACCAGCUUACAUAAACCAGGGUGGUUACCAAGACCCCCAGUUAGGGCAAGGAUCAACUUGGCCAGAUUCAGGUGGUGCUUCAAACAUGGAUUAUGAACAGUAGGUAAAUGAAAGAUUCCUUCAUAGAUGCAUCCAAACUUUAAUUUUCAACUAUGGUGAUCCCUUGAAGUUCCUGGCGCUCUUCAGACUAUGUAUUCGUAUUUCUAUCAAAAAAUGACCACUGCUUCCCAAAUUUCAGAAGGGAUAUGUGUGUUUUUCUUUUAACCAUCUAUUCAUUUAAUGUUUUCAAAACAUUGUGUAUUUCAACUUAUAUGCCUUUUACAACA